Malaclemys terrapin pileata is the source of this 1798-nucleotide messenger RNA. It is a transcript of the gene FUS, whose product is annotated as FUS RNA binding protein. The record is from RefSeq and is a predicted model, not a curated record. Gene Ontology annotation, molecular function: transcription coregulator activity; RNA binding. The transcript has 15 exons. Lineage: Eukaryota; Metazoa; Chordata; Testudines; Emydidae. The coding region runs from base 53 to 1609 and encodes 518 amino acids. Gene Ontology annotation, biological process: regulation of DNA-templated transcription. Gene Ontology annotation, cellular component: nucleus.
CGCUCAGUCCAGCGGCAGCAGCGCGUGGAGGGGACUCGGGGCAGCAGCAGCGAUGGCGUCCAACGAUUACAGCCAGCCGGCCACCCAGAGCUAUGGGGCCUACCCAGCACCACCGGGACAGGGAUAUUCUCAGCAAACCAGCCAGCCCUACAGCCAACAGAGCUACAGUGGUUAUGGCCAGUCUGCAGACACCUCAACAUAUGGACAAAACAGUUACAGUUCUUCCUACGGCCAGAAUCAAAGCUCUGGCUACAGCACUCAGUCAACACCCCCAGCUUAUGGAACAACUGGAUACGGCAGCAGCCAGACCUCUCAGACCUCUUAUGGGCAACCCUCAUCCUAUCCUAGCUACUCCCAGCCACCGGCAGCCAGCUCGACAACUGGAAGUUAUGGAAGCAGCUCCCAAAGCACAAGCUAUGGCCAGCCCCCAAGUGGAGGCUAUGGCCAGCAAUCCAGCUAUAGCAGCCAGCCACAGAGUUCCUAUGGACAGCAGCCUUCUUACAACCCUCCACAAAGCUACGGGCAGCAGAGCCAGUACAGCAGCAGUAGCAGCAGCGGAGGCGGCGGCGGGGGCAGCAGUGGAUCCAGCGGCUAUGGCCAGGACCAGUCAUCCAUGAGCGGUAGUGGUGGCAGUGGCGGUGGCGGCUACGGUAGCCAGGAUCAGAGCAGCUACGGAGGUGGCCAGCAAGAUCGUGGUGGCAGGGGCAGAGGAGGAUAUGGCCGGGGUGGCUUUGAUCGUGGCGGAAGAGGCAGCCGUGGCGGUCGUGGAGGCAUGGGCGGUGGUGAGCGUGGUGGCUUCAAUAAGUUUGGUGGGCCCCGGGACCAAGGACCACGCCAUGAUCCUGCUUCUGAACAGGAUAACUCUGACAACAACACCAUUUUCGUCCAGGGACUCGGUGAAAAUGUCACCAUCGAGUCGGUCGCUGACUACUUCAAGCAAAUAGGAAUCAUUAAGACAAACAAGAAAACUGGGCAGCCCAUGAUUAACCUGUACACAGACCGUGAGACCGGGAAGCUAAAGGGGGAAGCCACUGUGUCUUUUGAUGAUCCCCCAUCUGCCAAGGCAGCCAUCGAUUGGUUUGAUGGAAAGGAAUUUUCCGGCAAUGCCAUCAAAGUCUCCUUUGCUACCCGGAGGGCGGACUUCAACCGUGGCGGUGGAAAUGGACGGGGUGGCAGAGGCCGUGGAGGGCCCAUGGGUCGUGCUGGAUUUGGUGGUGGAGGUGGAGGAGGCAGUGGCAACAGUGGCUCCAGCGGAGGUAACCGAGGUGGCUUCCCCAGUGGAGGCGGUGGCCAGCAACGCGCAGGGGACUGGAAGUGCCCUAACCCAGCCUGUGAGAACAUGAAUUUCUCGUGGCGUAACGAGUGCAACCAGUGCAAGGCACCAAAGCCAGAUGGGCCUGGAGGACCACACAUGGGAGGAGGAGGAUUUGGGGAAGAGCGCCGUGGAGGCAGAGGGGGUUAUGACCGUGGCGGUUUCCGAGGAGGCCGAGGCGGCGAUCGGGGUGGCUUCCGAGGAGGCCGAGGUGGAGAUCGGGGCGGUGGAUUUGGGCCAGGAAAGAUGGAUAACAGGGGCGACCACAGACAAGACCGCCGUGACAGACCCUAUUAAGACUGUACAAAUUCCCAGACCAUGUGACUUACACUUUUUUAUUUUGUAUGUCAGACUUCGUGCUGCAGACUGUGUAAAGCUCGUUCCAUUUGUGUAAAACUUUGUAUUGCCCUCUCAAUUUUACCCAUUUUUUUUUUUCCCCCCUGUAUCUGGAAGAAUCCCCUACAUUAAAAAACCCUCAUUGUUUUA